Molecule: messenger RNA, 986 nt
Organism: Doryrhamphus excisus (bluestripe pipefish)
Lineage: Eukaryota; Metazoa; Chordata; Actinopteri; Syngnathiformes; Syngnathidae
Source: RefSeq, a predicted model, not a curated record
GAACAAUCGUCCCGAAGCGACGGAAGGAUGAACUUUGUCACCAGGAUGAAGAGGAAGUUGCUGUGCUCGGCCAAAAAGAGGAAAGAGGAAGCCGGCGCCCAGAGGAAGGUCUCCGACAGCCAGACGGACGAGGAGAAGAGCGCCUGCCUCAUGGCCUUCUGCCGAUCCCAAGACAGGAAGAAGCGGGAGGAGGAGGACGGGAGCCCGGAUGAGGACGACGUUCCGGACGAGGACCAAAGCAGCCAGAAGUCCUCGGAGCAGAAGGUGACGGAGGACGACAUGGUGGACUCCUUUCAGCAGGCGCUGGCGGUCGCCCAGGAAGACGCGGCUCAGAGCCUCUGGAUCCAGAAGUACAGGAAGCCCAGAGAUUCCGGCGCCGACUGGUACGAGUGGUGGGCGGCCCGAGAGCAGGAGAACGCCGCCCGCCUCCAGAAGGUGCUGGACAGCGUCCAGGAGACGGUGGUCCUCUUCGGCGCCCAGCUGGAGGGCAUCCAGCGCAACGUGGACCUGACGGUCUCGGACCUGAAGGCGCAGCUGAGCAACAUGCAUCGGCACAUGGCCAGCGGGAUCCUGCACCGCGACGAGCGCAUCGCCAAACUGGAGAGCCAGAACUGCUUCCUGCCCCCGCAGGCCUCCGAGGUGGACGUGGACCUCCCCCACCGUCUGGCGUACAAGUUCGACUUCACGUCCAGCCCCUACGUCAUCUUCCGGCCUUCCGCUCCCCACUACCCCGUUCCCGACGCCAGCAUCCCGUCCUACCUGCAGGCCCCCGUCGCCGUGCUGGAGCCCCCCCACUGCCCCACUCCCAACAUGCGGCGUUAUUGAGGACCGUGCUGGCCGUCGCCAUCGUUGUCGCCAUCGCUGUUUUGUUGUGAAAUGUGCCGUGGGCCCAAGUGGCCCCCGGACCGCCCCUUGGACAACCCCUGAGGUGAACUGGACUGAGGCGGCGUUGCUGUGGGUGGGUUUUUAGUUGGGAGCAUCUCCAU